CGCUACGGCCUUGUGAAGCGGGCGGAUUGGCUGGGGGCGCUUCGCUCAGCCAAUCCGGGUGCGUCCGGGCGUCGCGGCCCCGCCUCCUCCCCAGCGCUCGGGACUUGUAGCGCUCCGCGGGAAGAAGGCUGGAGCCCCGGUAGCCGUGGGGCUGGGAUGGAGGCGGGAGUGGUGCCGGGGAGGGAUGCGCCCGCACCCGCGGCGAGUCAGCCCAGCAGCUGCGGAAAACACAACUCGCCGGAGAGGAAAGUUUAUAUGGACUAUAAUGCAACCACUCCCCUGGAGCCAGAAGUUAUCCAGGCCAUGACCGAGGCCAUGUGGGAAGCCUGGGGCAAUCCCAGCAGCCUGUAUCCAGCAGGAAGAAAGGCCAAGGAUAUUAUAAAUGCAGCCCGGGAAAGCCUCGCGAAGAUGAUAGGAGGGAAACCUCAAGAUAUAAUCUUCACUUCCGGGGGCACUGAGUCAAAUAAUUUAGUAAUCCAUUCUGUGGUGAAACAUUUCCACGCAAACCAGACCUCAAAGGGACACGCGGGUGGGCACCACAGUCCAGUGGAGGGGGCCAAGCCCCAUUUCAUUACUUCCUUGGUGGAACACGACUCCAUCCGGCUGCCCCUGGAGCACCUGGCGGAAGAACAAGUGGCAGCGGUCACCUUUGUCCCUGUGUCCAAGGUGAGCGGGCAGGCAGAGGUGGAUGACAUCCUCGCAGCUGUCCGCCCGACCACACGCCUCGUGACCAUCAUGCUGGCCAACAAUGAGACCGGCGUUGUCAUGCCUGUCCCUGAAAUCAGUCAGCGCAUUAAAGCCCUGAACCAGGAACGGGUGGCAACUGGGCUGCCUCCCAUCCUCGUGCACACGGAUGCUGCACAGGCCUUGGGGAAGCAGCGCGUGGAUGUGGAGGACCUGGGCGUGGACUUCCUUACCAUCGUGGGCCACAAGUUUUAUGGUCCCAGGAUUGGCGCACUUUAUGUACGAGGACUUGGUGAAUUUACCCCUCUCUACCCUAUGCUGUUUGGAGGUGGACAAGAACGGAAUUUCAGGCCAGGGACAGAGAACACCCCAAUGAUUGCCGGCCUUGGGAAGGAGAAUGAGCGGUUUCAGGAAGUGCUGCCUGUGCUGUUGAAAGCUUUUCUGCCCUCCUUCGUUUUGCAAGAAUUGUGCUUCCACGUGUGUCUGCCCCAGGCCGCGGAGCUGGUGGCCCAGAACUGCGAGGCUUACGAGGCCCACAUGAGGGACGUCCGCGACUACCUGGAGGAGAGGCUGGAAGCUGAAUUCGGUCAGAAGAGAAUCCAUCUGAAUAGCCAGUUUCCAGGGACCCAGCGGCUUCCCAAUACCUGCAACUUCUCCAUCCGGGGACCCCGGCUUCAAGGCCACAAGGUGCUUGCGCAGUGCCGAGUGCUGCUGGCCAGUGUGGGGGCUGCGUGCCACUCGGACCAUGGGGACCAGCCGUCCCCAGUGCUGCUGAACUACGGCAUCCCCUUCGACGUGGCCAGGAACGCGCUCCGCCUCAGCGUGGGCCGCAGCACCACCAGGGCCGAAGUGGACCUCGUCGUGCAGGACCUGAAGCAGGCCGUGGCGCAGCUGGAGAACCAGGCCUAGCGCCAGGGCCGCCCUCCCCACCCCGCUUCUAGGAAGCCCGUGGCAGGGCACAGGAUUGUCCCUCCAGUUCCCUCCUGAGGGCUGUGCCAGGAUGACUGUCUCAUGCCCCCUCUGCAUUCUGUCCUGGAGUGCCUGCAAGUGUGCACCCCCAGUUUCCUUCCCUGGAUCCGUGCAGAGCUCACAGGGCCCAGGACACUAAUGCCACAUAGGAACGCCCACAUAGGAACUCCCACAUAGAACCGUCCUCCAGUGGUGAAGUGGAAACGCCAGCUUCAUCCACCCUCCCCACUGGGAACUGGGCAAGCCUGUUGCAAGUGCCCUUUCCUGGAAGGUGUUUUUAUCAGGAAGAUAGAAUCCAAAUAUUUAUAACUCAUUGUCAGCCAAAUGCUAUCAUGAACAUAGGAAACUUGAUUUUUUUGCUUUGAUCGUGGCCUCGCACAUGUACCUUUCCUGAGUGGUCUCUUCUCAGGCCCUUUUUAGUCCCUUUCCAAAGCUGCCCCCACCACCCUGCUCCUCUGGCCUCAGUGCACAGUGGCCCCCAGCCUCAGCCAGGCCUGCUCUGCUCAGCGUCUACCGCACACCACCCCUCCUGCUUCCCUGAGCCUGACCCUGUUCUGCCCACUGGCACUCAGGGCUGCGUGCUUCCCCAUCCACAGUCCCCAGGCCUUCUCGUCUUGUCCCUUUUGAUCAUUAACUCAGGGUUUCAGGUCCAACCUCACUGAGCUGGUGCAGCUCCAGGUCAUUCCUGGGGUGGAAAUUGGAUCAUCCCUGACUCAGCUUUUACCUUAAUUUUAUUUGCAGAGGAUUUUUUUCUCAAAAUACUCUGUGGCAUUUGGACACACAUCCCAUGUCGAUGUUUGCAUAGGAGUCAUUUUCAGUGGAAUAACACUUGUAAUGUGUAGUUAUACGGUUCAAGGAACUACAUAAUGAUUUUGAGGAAACACUUGCCAGAAACUAAAAGAACAAAAGAUUUCAGUGCCCGG
Molecule: messenger RNA, 2576 nt
Organism: Chlorocebus sabaeus (green monkey)
Lineage: Eukaryota; Metazoa; Chordata; Mammalia; Primates; Cercopithecidae
Gene: SCLY
Product: selenocysteine lyase
Source: RefSeq, a predicted model, not a curated record